UCUCCUUGAGGAAAACAGCUUAUAUAUCACACUAAUUGAUGUUUUUUGAAAAUGUAAAUAUGCAGAGGAAGAGCAUGAAGAAUUUCUCAACUGUAACAUGUAUGAGGAUAUAGAUUACGGAACAUUAGUGGAUGGAGAUUCGAGCAGAUCUGGAGGUUCAGACCAAGGAUACGAAAAAGACAAGGAUGGUAAACUCAAUCAGAGCAAAAAAAGAGGAAGUGAUGGAGGAGUGACUACUUCUGGAAAAACAAAGCUGAACAUUGUGCUUUGUGGAUAUAAUACAACACUCAAGACCUCAGUGUUUAAAAUGUUUAGAGGGACAAUGAGUAAACUUUUACCCCAGAAAGAGAGAAAUAAAGUGUGUGUGAAGAAAGAGGAGAAGAUUCAUGGACGGCAGAUCACUGUAAUAGAGCUUCCAGCUCUCACUCGGCUCUCAGACGAGGAAGUGAUGAGGGAGACUCUCCGGUGUUUGAUUCUCGGUGAUCCUGGAGUUCAUGUUUUUGUCCUUGUUACUCCUGUCGGUUCACUGACUAAUGAAGACAAAGCAGAAAUGGAGAAGAUUAAAAGAAUAUUUAACACUAAUGAGCACUUCAUGGUGCUUUUCAUGGCUGAACUCGCUGUUAACAAAAGUGUGUCCGAUUUUGUAACCUCCACAGAAUCUCAGAGGUUUGUGAGUCUCUAUGGGAAUUGGUACAGUGUGAUGGGGUUAAAGGACCACCGAAACCCUGGACAGAUCUCAAAGAUGCUGGAUUAUAUAGACACCAUUAAGAUUGAACCCUAUUCACUUCAGAUGUAUAUGAGAGCUCAAGAGAAGAGAGUCAGACAUGAACUAGAGGAGAAACUGAGUGCGAGAGGUAAUGAAAUCAAAGAGUUAGAAGAGAAGAUCAAGACACCGGAGGGUGUGCAGCUGAAUCUGGUUGUGUGUGGGAGUGACAGAACAUUAAAAUCCUUCAUAUCAAACCUGAUCCUGAACCAGAGAGACAGAAGAUCAGAGCUCAGCUCAGAGUGUGUGAGGAGAGACGUGAAGGUGUGUGAACAUCUGAUCUCUCUGGUGGAGCUUCCAGCUCUGUUCAAGACUCAGCUCUCAGAGGAGGAAGUGAUGCGUCAGACUCUCCGCUGUGUGUCUCUCUGUGAUCCUGGAGUACAUCUUUUCCUCCUCAUUAUUUCUGAUGCUCCACUGACUGAUGAGGACAAAGCAGAAAUGGAGACGAUCCAGAGAAUGUUUAGUUCAAGAAUCAAGAACUACACCAUGGUCCUCAUAUACCAGAAUCCAGAGCAUCAGACAGCAGAACUGAAUGAAGAAACACAGUCUGUCAUUGAGAGUUUUGGAGGACGGCAUCAUUUCAUUGGCCCAAACACACAAGUGUCCAUGUUGAUGGAGAGACUGAUGCAGAUGGUUGAGGCAAAUAAUGGUGUUUGUUUCUCUAUAGAGACAUUGUUGGAGGCACAGAUGGAAAAACUGCUGAAAUUUGAAGAAAUGAAGAAGAGAAUCCAAUCAUUAGAGACGUGGUUUCAGUCACAAGAUUCAAGAGAGAGAGCAGAUGAUCUGAGGAUUGUGCUGCUGGGAAAAACUGGAGUUGGGAAGAGUUCAACAGGAAACACAAUCUUAGGAAGAGGAGCAUUUAUAUCGGAUGCAUCUCAUGAAUCAGUUACUAAAGAGUGUCGUAGAGAAAGAGCUGAAAUCAACGGCCGACAUGUUACUGUAAUCGACACUCCAGGACUGUUUGAUACUGAACUUACUAAUGAGAAGGUCCAGAGAAUCACCAACUGCAUCUCCAUGAUUCUGCCUGGACCACAUGCGUUUCUCUUACUGAUACCAGUGGGACGAUUCACUCAAGAAGAGGAAAAAUCAGUGAAGAUCAUCCAAGAGACGUUCGGUGAAAACUCUUCAAUGUACACCAUAGUGCUCUUCACCAGAGGAGAUGAUCUGAAGGACAUAACUAAUGAACAGUGGCUGGGAAAACCUGGAUCUCCUUUGAUGAACCUGAUUGAAGUGUGUGGAAACAGAUACCAUGUGUUCAAUAAUAAUCAUACUGGAGACCGAACACAGGUGUCUGAUCUACUGAAGAAGAUAGAUGACAUGGUGAAAGAAAACGGAGACAGUUACUACUCAUGUAAAAUGUUCAGAGAGAUGGAAAGAGAAAUACAAGAAAAAGAGAAAGAGAGAAUGAAGAUGACGAUGGAAGAAGAAAGACGGAAUAAUGAUAAAGAGAGAAAGAUGCGAGAGGAGCUGAAGAGAGAACGAGAGGAACGGGAGAGACAGAAACAAGAGGAAAGACACAGAAGAGAUGAAGAGGAUGAGAGAAGGAGAAAGAAAGAACAGGCGAUGAGGGAUGAAUAUAAUCGGAUACUUCAACAAGCAAAAGAGAGAAUGAAGAUGAUGAUGGAGGAAGAAAGACAGAAUCAUGAUAAAGAGAGAAAGAGAAGAGAAGAAGAAUUGAGAGAGAGAGAAGAACAAUAUAAAAGAGACAUUAAAGACCUAGAGGAUCAUGAGAGAAAGAUGCAGGAGGAGAUGAAGAGAGAACGAGAGGAUGGGAAGAGACAAAGUGAAUAAGAUGAGAAAGUCUCCUAGCCUUUGUAUUCAAAUCCCAAGUCAAGACCGGCAAGUCCAAGACAAGUUGCAAGUCCUCAACGCAAGCUUCAAGUUUUAAGGCCCAUUCACACCAAAAACGAUUAUUAUAACUCUAUAACUAUAUAGAGUCCACACCAACGCACAAUAUCGUUUUGUUUAUUCCAAGCACGCACUCAUUACGAACUCCCAUAAAACCAACACUCACCCUCACACCUUCUCGUCAUUCACUACAGUGUGCAAGACUUACCUGACUCCUUAACUGUGUUCCUGUUCCAUGAUCUUCAUUUUCUUCUGACCGUAACCAUUCUCCUCAGUCCAGCUGCUUCGGCUUCAUCUUCAGUCAGUUGUCCUGCUAAAAUAAAGCAAGAGACUAUUUUAUGAAGCUUAGUUACCUGUCUGAAUUCCAUACAAUGUCUUGUAUUCCUGUGUUGUCUGUUGGUGAAGUUCACCUCAAUAAAAGCCUUGGGUUCACUUA
Messenger RNA from Ctenopharyngodon idella (grass carp), 3047 nucleotides. RefSeq names its product GTPase IMAP family member 8-like. NCBI's taxonomy places the organism in Eukaryota, Metazoa, Chordata, Actinopteri, Cypriniformes, Xenocyprididae. Gene Ontology annotation, molecular function: GTP binding. The record is from RefSeq and is a predicted model, not a curated record.